This is a messenger RNA of Lasiodiplodia theobromae, 639 nucleotides long. RefSeq names its product BTB/POZ domain containing protein. Gene Ontology annotation, molecular function: protein binding. The record is from RefSeq and is a predicted model, not a curated record. The transcript has 2 exons. The coding region runs from base 1 to 639 and encodes 212 amino acids. NCBI's taxonomy places the organism in Eukaryota, Fungi, Ascomycota, Dothideomycetes, Botryosphaeriales, Botryosphaeriaceae.
AUGGCGGACUUGACAAGCGAAAUCAUCCAGGUUGACGUUGGCAGCGGCCAGCGCAAGUACUACAUCCACAAGGACAUCCUCUGCGCCUCGUCUCCUUUCUUCGCCAGGGCCUGCAACGGCAACUGGAAGGAAGCGAGGGAGCGCCGCAUCGAGCUGCCCGAGGACGAGCCGGAAUGCUUCGACAAGUACGUGCAGUGGUUGUACUUCAACGAGCUCUUCGUCGAAGAGCGGAAGAACGACUGCGAGGCGCUCCGAUGGAGGGACUGGCUGGACGCGUACCUGCUUGGCGACAAGCUGCUCGAUCAAAAGUUCAAGGACGCCUGCUUCGACAUCGUGUACAACCAGUACGAGAACGGCGGGAGUCUCUCGCCCAGCGACCAAGCCAAGCUACUCUACGAGAACCUCCCCGAAUCGGACCCCUAUCUGCGCUUGUACGUCUACGUCUCGGCGUACUGGACGACGCUGGAUGACUUCGAUCCGGAAGUAUCUGCUGACGCGGCAAAUGCGCCCAUGGAGUUCUUUCGCGACGUGGCGAAGGCAUUGGUCCAGAUCAGAGACAUGGCUGAUAGCAGCAACCUCGAGGCGACUAAACUCACGCGUACCGACUUCUACCGCGGAGUCCACAGCACUACAAGCUGA